ACUCUUUCUCUAUUGCAUAUUGUGCUUUUUCCUGUAGGCAAGUAUUUAUUCUGUGCAUUCAACAUUUUACUUUGAGCUGGAUAGUGCUCAACGCAGUUAUUUUCCCUGCAUACGGUACAUACCGUGUGAUCUGAUUAUUGGAAGAUACAUUGCCUGAGUCGGAUAGCAAGGGAUUUUGAGAUUUUUGACUUUCGAAGGAGAUCGGUGUCCUUGGAUAUAUCUUUCGGGGGAAGGGAAGGUGUAUCUUUUUGCGCGACGAGUACGGAUAUACACCACCUACGUACAUACAUACGCCUACCAUAAAGAUACCGUACGGGAUGCGCCAAAGUGGCUUUGGAAAACUUCAGAAGAGGGUUAUGGGGCGGUGGUCUGAUAGUUUGCAUCCUCAACCUGAUGAUGCGUAUUUGAGCUAUCAUGAUGUGAGAUUAAUGCGGGAGGAUAUUCAAACCUUGAAAAAUGACUGGUUAACGGAUAACGUAAUAUCAUUCUGGGAAGAAUACCUCGAACACGAAUACCUAUCCAAACUCACACAUGCAAACAUCAUCCUCCUCCGUCCAAGCAUGUCAUUCAUGCUCCUGCAAACCCCCGACCCACGAACCCUCCGCGACGCCCUCCCGGACUUCUCAAAAGCAACCCACGUCUUCCUUCCCAUAAACGACUGCCGCAACGUAACCGAAGCAGAGGGCGGGACACACUGGUCUUUACUCGUCGUCUCAAUCGUAGACCGCGUUGCGUUCCAUUACGAUUCCUUACCACCGGGUAACAGAAUGGAAGCAGGCGCAAUAACCGCGAAAUUAGGCGCGUUAGUCAACCAACUUAUACGAUUUGUUCAUUUGGAAGAUGCGCCCCAGCAGGAGAAUAGUAGUGAUUGUGGCGUGUUUGUGUGUCUGAAUAUGAGAUAUCUUUUACUUGAUAGGAUCCUGAGGGCAAAUUCGCAUCAAAAGGUUAGUAUGAGUCUGGCUGGAAUGAGGGUUGAUGCGACGGCGGGAAGGAAGGAGAUUUUGAGGAUUAUUGAUGGGUUUAGGAAGGAGGGUGUGAGACGGAGAUCACAAAGCUCAAGUCCAUCGGAUCGACAUUCUAAUAGUCCUCCGCGGAUUGAUUAGUUGAUUUUGGGUUUAUUUCAUGCAUUGCCCUGGGUUUUUUGUCGAAGCACGGCGUUUGGUUAGGUUAUGGUAUCGAUGAAGAAUGAUAUACCAUGAAUACAAAUAUAAUCAUAGCAUGACAAAAGGGACAUGUUUUGAAUGAAGAUUUUACAGAAGAUCCUAAGUCUGGCUACGGAUUUGACGAGGUUUAUGUGAAUGGUAGAUAUAACUAGGUAACUUCCAGCCCUUUUGCAUACUGUAACCACGGAUAUGUAUUUCAAGUAUAGUUUGUACAGACCUCUUGUGUAUG
This is a messenger RNA of Talaromyces stipitatus ATCC 10500, 1392 nucleotides long. RefSeq names its product Ulp1 protease family protein. Gene Ontology annotation, biological process: proteolysis. The record is from RefSeq and is a predicted model, not a curated record. Gene Ontology annotation, molecular function: cysteine-type peptidase activity; deNEDDylase activity. The coding region runs from base 318 to 1103 and encodes 261 amino acids. The transcript has 8 exons. NCBI's taxonomy places the organism in Eukaryota, Fungi, Ascomycota, Eurotiomycetes, Eurotiales, Trichocomaceae.